UUUCAUAGCGGAAAUAUAUUACUUAGUAUGAUUCAAUGGAAAAUUGGGGAUCUAGGAUUAUCACAUCCUAUAAAUAAAUCAUCAAAUGAUGAAAUAUAUGGAGUUAUACCUUAUAUUGCACCAGAAAUAUUUAAAGGAUCUGCAUUUUCCAAAGAAGCUGAUAUGUAUAGUUUUGGUAUGAUUAUGUGGGAACUUACAACAGGCUGCAAACCUUUUGCUAAUAUUAAACAUGAUAUUCAUCUUAUUUACAAAAUUCUUGAUGGAGAACGACCCAAAAUUACAGAAGAUACACCAGAAUGUUAUGCUAAUUUAAUGAAAAGUUGUUGGGAUCCUGAUCCAAAUAAAAGACCACUGAUAAAAGAAAUUUAUUUAACUCUUGGUAAUUGGUUUUUUAAAAGUAAAUAUAAAGAAGAAUUUAUUCAAGCUGAAGAAAAAAGAAAUAAACUGAUAAAAUCAAAGAAUAUUGGUCCUGAAUUUGCUGAAAAAAAUCACCCAGAAGCCAUUUAUACAAGUAGGCCAUUAAGUGCUUUUAUUUCUAAAUGUCUAUCCACAAAUAUAUCAUCGACAAUUUCAUUUGGUAAUAAUCAAGAUUAUGAUUAUAAUUAUAUUUCGAAAGAAAAAGAGCUUGAUAUAGAAAUUGAAAGUUUAUCGUCGCAAAAUUUAACAAUUCAAAAUCCUUCAACCUCAUUAAAAAAGCGAAACAAUGAAGAAUUAAACCUUGAAACAUAUGAUAAUAGUGGUAAAUAUCAUAUUUGUUGUCGUUUAUUUUUUCUUUUUGUUUAUAUUAAUAUUUAUUUUUUUUUCCAAACUUAAAAUAUUUUAAAGUAGAAAAACGUAUUAAAUCUAGUUAAAAUUCGUUGUAU
Molecule: messenger RNA, 863 nt
Organism: Rhizophagus irregularis DAOM 181602=DAOM 197198
Lineage: Eukaryota; Fungi; Glomeromycota; Glomeromycetes; Glomerales; Glomeraceae
Source: RefSeq, a predicted model, not a curated record